AUGUCGGUUAACAUUCCACUUGUAGUCGCACUUGCUGUAAUGGCUGCAGCUUUAGCCAUUACGCUUGUACCUUCAACACCACCCAGUGAUCAGAAAUGGGGUGAAACAGUACGUUGCCACCGUUCAGGUCCUGAAAAAAUGACAAAGUUACAUUUUUACUUCCACGAUAUCGUCACAGGCGAUAAUCCGACAGCUAUUCCGAUUGCAAGAGCGCCGGUUACAAAUUCUUCACCGACAGCCUUCGGGUUAUCAUACAUGAUGGAUGAUCCGUUAACCGAAACAGCAGACCCGAACUCUAAACUCUUGGGUAGAGCUCAGGGUUUAUUUGGAAGUUCUUCUGCACAUGAUGAGAUAUCUCUAAUCAUGGGAAUAUAUAAGUAUUGUUUUUACUGCGGAAGACAGUUUUAA
Messenger RNA from Papaver somniferum (opium poppy), 408 nucleotides. Its product is annotated as dirigent protein 23-like. NCBI's taxonomy places the organism in Eukaryota, Viridiplantae, Streptophyta, Magnoliopsida, Ranunculales, Papaveraceae. Bases 1 to 408 code for a protein of 135 amino acids. The record is from RefSeq and is a predicted model, not a curated record. The transcript has a single exon.